GCCAGUCUGGCAUUAGCAGCCUACAGUAUAGAUGUCAGUGAUCAGACCUCGGUGUAUCAUUCUAACAACUCUGAUUCUAGGUUCUAGCUCAACAGAGUAUGCAAAAAAUUUCAUGAAAUAUCAGAAAAUGUCUUAAAUAAAAAAAGUAACCAUUUGCUUGUUACGAAUGAGGUGUCGAAAAAAUUUUGUGAACGUUAUAGAUUCCAUAGAAGAUAUGGGAGCCAGAAGAAUGAACGGAAAUCGCCUAAAAAUGACUAAAAAUACAGUUUGGUUUUAUGACGGAAAUAUUCUGUCAGCUUUUAAUCGUGCAGAAGACGGUAACAUUAUGGGAGGCAUGAUUCUUGGAAAUUGUAACUGUCCAUUUUCAAGCAUUGCUUAUUGCAAUGAUAUAAUUAUAAGCGGCCACGUAGAUGGUAGUAUUAGGCAUUGGAGAAUUGAAUCAUGGAAAAACAUUAAUAAUAUUCAACUAUUAAAAGCACAUUCCAAUGUAUAUGAUGAAUACGUUUCGAACAUAGAAGUAACAACGCAAAAUAUUAUAUCAAGUUCUUCAAAUUUAAUAAAAAUACAGAAAAAUACACUUGAAGAUGAUGAUUCUGUGGAAAAAAAGAAACCAAUUUAUAGCGGCAAGAACUUGAUUCAUUCAAUUUCAUUAGAUCCUACAGAAACAAAAGUUGCUGCUAGUACCGAAGAAUCGUUUCUAAUUUAUGAUAUUAAUAAACAUUGUAAGGUAAGGGAGGAAUGUAUAGAUGAUCAUACUUGUUACCAACUACUAUGGCAAGAUACUCACACUAUUCUCAUGUUGUAUGAACCAUAUAUUAAAAAAAUGGAUAUAAGAACAUUCGAAUUUGUACGUACAUGGGAUGCUUCUGUCUUAAACAGUGAUUAUGAAUUAUAUAGUCUCUCUUCAGAUUAUUUGUAUACUAUUAUGACAGGGACGAAUAUUGGUACAGUACUUCUAUGGGAUCAAAGAUCAACUGAUUGCAUUCUAACAUUUAAUAUAUAUCCUAUUCUUUUCAACCCAGUAUUUUCUGUGGAAUUUAAUAGCACCCAUAUGUAUGCUAUUACAAAGCUAGAUGGUGUGGUUGAAUUUAAUUUUAAAGAAGGUCACUAUUAUGACCGCGCUGAAAGAAAGAAGUAUUUUAACAGUUUUAUUUAA
Molecule: messenger RNA, 1156 nt
Organism: Linepithema humile (Argentine ant)
Lineage: Eukaryota; Metazoa; Arthropoda; Insecta; Hymenoptera; Formicidae
Source: RefSeq, a predicted model, not a curated record